Spizellomyces punctatus DAOM BR117 is the source of this 1030-nucleotide messenger RNA. RefSeq lists its product as uncharacterized. The record is from RefSeq and is a predicted model, not a curated record. The transcript has 6 exons. NCBI's taxonomy places the organism in Eukaryota, Fungi, Chytridiomycota, Chytridiomycetes, Spizellomycetales, Spizellomycetaceae. Gene Ontology annotation, molecular function: oxidoreductase activity. The coding region runs from base 4 to 864 and encodes 286 amino acids.
AGCAUGUCCUCUCCACCUCAUGUACCAACAUUUACACUCUCCAAUGGUGUCCAACUCCCCUCACUAGGCCUGGGAACUUAUCGACUCAAGGGAACAGAAUGCCGCGAGGUGGUCAAGAAUGCACUUAAAGUUGGGUAUAGGUUAAUCGAUACUGCUGCCGUCUACAAGAAUGAAAGUGAUGUGGGAGCGGCUGUACAAGAAUUGGUAAAUACUGGGGAAAUUACCCGGGAACAAGUAUUCAUUACGACCAAGAUAUCGCCCAAGGAUCAAGGAUUUGAUAAAGCGUAUGCAGCGGGAUUAACAUGUCUUUCCAACCUCGGUCUAUCUUACAUUGACCUCCUCUUAAUCCACUGGCCAGGCACACAAGGCCGCAAACCCACCGACCCCCGCAACACAACCAACCGUCAAGAAUCCUGGCGAGCCCUCGAAAAACUCUACAAAGAAGGCCGAGUCCGCGCAAUUGGUGUGAGUAAUUUCACAGUGGAACAUUUAAAAGGAUUAAUUAAAGUUGCCGAAAUCGUACCCCAUGUCAACCAAUUUGAAUUCCACCCUUGUCUAUACAAAACACAACACCCCCUCGUCACCUACUGCAAAUCCACUCAAAUCCAACCACAAGCCUACUCUAGUUUCGGUGAAGGCCACCUCCUCCACUCUUGUCUCAAUUUAAACACCAAGUGCACACGAGCGCAAAUCUUGUUGGUAUGGGCGUUACGUCAAUCCGUGGGAGUGAUUCCUAAAGCUAGUUCUUUGGAACGGUUGAUUGAGAAUUUGGGUGCUGUUGAAUUGGAUGAGGAUGUGGAGGGCUUAGAGGUUUUGGAUGGCGGGGAAAAGAGGUUUUGUUGGGAUCCUACAAGUGUUAUUUGAUUUGUUUUGUUUUAUGGGUGUGGUAUGGGUCUCUAGAUUUCUUGUGUUGAAUUUCCUUGAUGUUGCUUUGAUGGUUUGGAUAAAUAAGAUUAGAACACCGACCGCUUAUCGAUGUUUGUAUAUCCCAUGUCAUUACUUUUCUGCUAUUUAACUGUUUGGAACAGAG